Xylona heveae TC161 is the source of this 1926-nucleotide messenger RNA. RefSeq names its product major facilitator superfamily transporter. The record is from RefSeq and is a predicted model, not a curated record. Lineage: Eukaryota; Fungi; Ascomycota; Xylonomycetes; Xylonales; Xylonaceae. Gene Ontology annotation, cellular component: membrane. The transcript is spliced from 13 exons. Gene Ontology annotation, molecular function: transmembrane transporter activity. Bases 217 to 1788 code for a protein of 523 amino acids. Gene Ontology annotation, biological process: transmembrane transport.
CCCCUGUAAUAGCGCAACAUGGAUUGCCAAAUUCGUGAUAUCAAAAGUUUUGGAUGGAUUCUGGGCACUUGCUGGACCGGAAAUUCGAAUCCGCUAUCCGUGGGCAGGGAUGGAUAUCACACUGCCAGAAAAAGUAGUUUAAUAUAGGAUUUGAAUUCUGUCACAUCCUCGUGGUAAACAAAUUGUGACAGACGGAGAAGAGUUUUUGCUGUGAAUAUGGCCCAUGGCACGCUUGACUCGUCAAAAGACCGUACUUCUGUCUUAGAAGCAGAGGAAAAUAGUCGUGAUGUCUCGGAGAUAGGAGAAGUCAAGAGUCCAGGCAAACCUCCCUGGUGGUCGUACAUCUGGGACUAUGAUCCGGAGCAGACAAAGGAAGAAAAGAAAUUCCUUCGAAAACUUGACACAUUUUUAUUGACAUUACUGUCACUUGGGUAUUUUAUCAAGAAUCUUGACCAAACAAAUAUCGCAAAUGCCUUUGUCAGUGGGAUGAAGGAAGACCUGGCCAUGAAUGGCGAUCAACUAAACCUGGUAGAUACUGCCUGGACAGCCGGCUAUGUUGUUGGUCAAAUACCAUCACAGAUUAUAAUAACAAAGGUCCGACCAUCCAUUUGGAUUCCAUCCUGCGAGCUCAUUUGGACAAUUUUGACGUUUUGCUUGGCUGCCGCAAAAACGUCUGACCAUGUCAUUGCCAUUAGGUUCUUUGUGGGGUUGUUGGAGUCGGUCUUUUACCCUGCCGGACACACCAUUCUGGGAGCUUGGUAUAAACCCUCGGAAUUGGGUAAGAGGGCGGGUAUAUUUCAUGCAUCCUCGGCUGCUGCUGCUAUGUUUUCUGGAUACCUACAGGCCGCAGUCUAUAAAGGACUGAACCACGUAGGAGGUCUGGCGGGCUGGAAAUGGCUGUUUAUCAUGGAUGGGGUGAUUAGUGCUCCGAUUGCCAUCGCAGGAUUUUUCUUGCUUCCCGAUACUCCUGAUAACACUCGUGUCUUUUAUUUAACAGAGAAGGAUCGCACUCUAGCACGAGAUCGAAUGGCAGCAAUUGGUAGAGCACCGCGGACACGACUUGGCCUGUCAGCGUUCAAACGUGUUUUCGGCCGCUGGCACUUGUACCUCUUUACUCUGCUAUAUAUUAUCUUUAUUAACGCCUCGCCGUCAUCGAGCGUCAAUCCAUUUUCGCUGUGGAUGAAGUCGGAACAUUUCUCCGUCUACAAGAUCAAUACCGUUCCUACCGCACAGUCCGCCAUACAACUCGUUACGACUAUUGUCCUAGCUAUUCUCAGCGACCUCUUUCGAAAACGAGCCCCAUUCAUGGCCGUCUCUACUUUCUUUGGCUUCCUAUCCUCCAUCCUACUAGCCGUUUGGGCUAUCCCCGUCGGUCUUAAAUGGUUCGCCUUUCUCAUUCUCCGCGGAGCCGUCCCUUAUGGUCCGUUAUCCAUGGCCUGGGUCAAUGAAAUAUGCGGCGGAGACGCCGAGGAACGUGCGAUUGUACUAGGCAUCAUGAAUGCCGCAGGUUAUGCAUUCAACACGUUCGUUCCUCUCCUUACGUAUCCCCAGAGUCACGCUCCCCGCUUCAAGCGCGGAUUCAUAUAUUCCACGGUAGCGUACGGCUUUGCACAGCCUGCUAUCACGCUAGCCAUUGCCAUAAUGUAUCAUUGGUGGGACAUUCCGAGGAAGGAAAAGGCAAAGAAGAAAGAAGAUGAAGAGGGCGGUGUCAUUCCCAAUAACGGUGCUACGGCCAGCGGUGAGGAGACAGAAGAUGCACGAGAGGGAAUCAUAUCCCGGACAAAAUAGACUUGGGUUUGCAAAUUUUGCAUACAAUUUGUUCAGCUUCGACACGAUUAGAUGCUUCAUGUUCACAUUCUAGAUUAUAUAUCUUACGGACGCCCAUAUCCUUGACCAUACACACAAUACAUAAACAUAUACUUGCUC